Messenger RNA from Striga hermonthica, 360 nucleotides. Lineage: Eukaryota; Viridiplantae; Streptophyta; Magnoliopsida; Lamiales; Orobanchaceae. The record is from the annotation of a GenBank genome assembly.
AUGGAAAACCAAAGAGUUCCAGGCCAAACUCAGAUGAGGAGGGAUAACCCACCAUCUGAUGCCUACAGCCAAGGCCAGACAACAAACUUCUUUGAAGAGACUGGAAAGCAAGUGAAGAACAUGGGCCAAGGUGCGGCGGAGGUGGGGAAGGGGGCGGUCAACCUCGCUGCCAACAUCACUCAAGGGGCAGUAGAUGCUGUGAAAAGCACAAUCGGAAUAAACAACAACAAUAACUCCACCAUCACCACUAGUAACCUACGUGGCGCUGGCGCCGGCAGCAGUAGCGCAAUUCCAAAUCUCAUGGAUACCGACGCUGAUGUAGCGGAAUUGUGUUAUCCAACCAACCACAACAACAAUUAA